GCAAGUACCUACCUAGGUAUCUUCAAGUAGAUGUUUCCUAAAAGUAAGUGAUUUUGGGUACCUUGUACCAGUGAAUCACAAAGCGGGUCGAGGCUGAAGCUCCUAGCCAAUGAUAAAUUAGCACAGCUUGUGAUUGUCGCGACUUCCCUAUCCCCAGUCGAACUUUUUGACACCCCAAACCUUCGUUCACUUAACUGUCGCCUCGAAAAUUCAAAAGUUUCCGAGCUUCCAUCAUCACACUUCGACAUUUUUCUGCUCGACGGUUUCCACCACCGAUCCUGCCUCCUUCAUCAUCGCACUUCCCUCAAUCCUUAACCGAUUAUUCUUUUUUCUAAGAUACCCUUACCGUUGUUGUUAUUGAAUCGUACCUUAACCGUCUCUCAUUCUGGUCGAGCCACUUUGCUGGCAUUUAAACUACGAUCACGCACACGCGCAUUAUAAUCGUCCACCAUUCCCACUCUUCAAUUCUCGGUUCCGUACACACACCUCGCGACCAUCGCCGGUGAUACGAUUUUACAACGACCACUCAAUACUAUCCUGCAGCUGCGGAAUACCCCAUGGCAUCCCGUAGUUACCAGAACCAGGGUUACAUGCCCAACGGCGCUACUAGCGGCCACCCGAACGCUGGCCAGCCAGCCCCCGGCGCCGUCCCCCUCUUACCCAACCAAGGACGUGUCAUCCAAUCGGGUCCAAUUCGAGUGCUAUGCAUAGCAGAUGUCCGAGGCAAUCUACGAUCGUUGAACGACCUGGCGAAGACCGCACGAGCAGACCACAUCAUUCAUACCGGCGAUUUCGGUUUCUAUGACGAUACAUCCCUUGAGCGCAUUGCGGAGAAGACUCUCAAGCACGUUGCUCAGUACUCCCCUUUAAUUAACGAAGAAGUUAAGAAGGCUAUUGGCCAAGGUGGACCGGGCUCCGUCAAGGCUCGAUUCCCUCCCCAAGAACUUCCUCUAUCCGAACUACCUCUGCUCAUCAGCGGUCAAGUUAAGCUCGACGUACCGGUUUACACAGUCUGGGGCGCUUGCGAGGAUGUCCGUGUGUUAGAGAAAUUCCGAUCAGGGGAGUACAAGGUGCACAAUCUGCACAUUAUCGAUGAGGCUCGAUCCAUGUUACUCGAGAUUGGUGGCGUCAAGUUGCGACUGCUCGGACUUGGCGGAGCCGUCGUCAUGCACAAGUUAUUCGACAAUGGCGAAGGUCGAACCACUAUUGCCGGUGGUCAGGGUACCAUGUGGACAACACUGCUUCAGAUGGGCGAACUGGUUGAUACUGCCACCCGUGUCUACGACCCGACUGAGACCCGCAUAUUCGUUACUCACGCCUCCCCCGCUCGCGAGGGUAUUCUAAACCAGCUCUCAGUCAGUCUUAAGGCAGACUUCUCUAUCUCGGCAGGUUUGCACUUCCGAUACGGCAGCUCUUACAAUGAGUUUAGUGUUAACCCGACACUGGACCAUUAUCGUGGUAAGCUUGCUGCUUCUAAGGCAUCGUUCAAUGACGUCUGGGAGACGGUGAAGGGUGAGGUCGAGCCAGCUAUCCAGCAGAAUGAGGCUCAGCAGAAUCUUCUCCGGAACGCGCUAGAGCUGGUAGAUAAGAUGCCUCGAACCGCUGCCGGCGGAAACCCUUUUGGUGGUCCUGUUACCGGACCUGGCGCUCAAGGUCAGGUGGACGAAAGCGCAUUCAAGAAUAUGUGGAACUUUAACUUGGCGGAUGCUGCGUUCGGUUGGCUUGUGUUGGAGAUUCAAGAUGGCCGCAUUGGUACGGAGAUGCGAGCCCAAGGUUUCAACUUCUCUCACCGCGGAGCCAAACAACAGACUGUGCCCCAGAGCACCCCCUCGCCGGCUCCUGGCCUAACCCCAGCAGCUCCUGCGGCUUCUGUAGCCCCCGCAUCGACGUCCACACCUGGAAUCUCCGGUCCGCAGAGAAUUCCUUCAGCCGCGGGACAACAGAAGCCUAAUGCAGCCACCCCAUUGCAGCCUCCGAAGUCGGCCACACCGAAGCCGACUUCCUCGUCCCCGGCUCCCAGCGCGGCCGCCGGUAAGGAGAAUGAGAAGCCUGCAGGCGCCAACGGAUCGACUAACGGGCCAGAGACCGUACCAUCCCCAGCACCUCGUACCCCUGCCGAUAGUAUCAUUGGCCUCUUUGUGAUGAAUGUGCAAAGCGACGAACAAGCUCGCGAGAUCUUCCCAGAAGAGCACAAGGCGAAGAUUGUUAAGAUCGAGAAAUGGGGAAAUAACAGCAACAAUAAGGUUGUGCAUUUCCAGACCGUCGAGGAUCGAGAGACAGCUUAUACUGGUCUCUCCGAUGAGUUCAAGGUUCGCCAUUCCGAAGAUCGAUCACGUCCUUUGGUGAAGAUCUUCCAGCCUCGCGAAAACAAGCAGAUGUUCGGAACCCGAGGAGCUGGUACUUGGGGAAGCGGUCGUGGCCGGGACAAUGCAAGCGGAUACCGCAGCGCGGGUGACCGCGGCGCUCUUAGUGGUGGCGAGAGCGGUCCGGAAACCGGCCGACAACGUGGUCGAGGUGGAGCCCGAGGUGGUAGAGGAGAUCGAGGUGGUCGGGGUGGUCGGGGUGGUCGCGGAGGCAUGGGCAAAGGCGAGGGAGGAACCGCCUCCCCUGCUCCUGCUGGCGACUCGUAAACACCCCGUUGACUUAACCCCCCCUACCUUAUCACCUACGUACAUUCUACUAAUAACCUCGCGUGAAACCGCGCGGAAUUUUGCUUGUUUUCCGGCACUUCGCAACGGAACAACUUUCUCGUCGUUUUUUAUCAGGUGGAGUUCAGAGAUUCUGCCGGCCUGCGAAGGAAGUUUUUUUUAGGGGAAAAAAACGUGAGGGGGCCUUUGCGUCAUACUGGUGGGAAUGGAUGUGUAUUCGGUUGGCGCGAUAGCUCAUCGGCUGAUGCCAUUGUUCUCUCGGUUAUGCCAGUUAUCUGCUUUCGCGGCUAUUGCAGGCAAAAAGGGUUCGGUUUGUUUCUUGUGCCUUUUUUCCUGAGAUCCCGGUCCCAUACCGGACGGGAAUCAUUGAAAUAGGUUCUUGCCAAUACACAACCGUACGAAUGGAUUAUUGAGAAA
Molecule: messenger RNA, 3065 nt
Organism: Annulohypoxylon truncatum
Lineage: Eukaryota; Fungi; Ascomycota; Sordariomycetes; Xylariales; Hypoxylaceae
Exons: 4
Coding region: 558-2630 (690 amino acids)
Source: RefSeq, a predicted model, not a curated record